AUGUUCCAAUGGCUCAAAAACAAACAGACGCAGGUCGUCCUGUUCUCAAGCACAGCCAUAGCUCUCUACGGCUACGACCAAGGCAUGAUGAGCUUGAUCAACACAAACUACAACUACCUCAGCACCAUGGGCAUCAGCGAAGAAGACCCCAUGGUCGGCAUCAUCGUCAGCGUCUACUACCUAGGUUGUGCCAUCGGUGCUAUCCUCGCCUCGAAGUUCGCUGAUCUCAAAGGCCGACGACCUGGUGUAUUUGUCUGUGUUGCAAUGGCCGCUCUGGGCAACUUGAUUAUGUUCUGUGCAGGCUGGGGUAUUCCAGAGGGAGCUCUGGCGACUAUGCUGGUGGGUAGGAUCGUGAUGGGUCUCGGUGUUGGUGGCUUGGAUGCAGUCGUGCCUGUGUAUACGUCUGAGCUUGCGGAAGAUGACGCCCGCGGAACUGCACUUGCACAGGAGUUCCAGGCGAAUAUUCUGGGGUUGAAUAUGGCUUUCAUCAUCAAUAUUGCUGUGACGCAUACUAUGGGCAAGUACCAUGAAUGGGCAUGGAGAACUCCUAUCGUCUGUGUGCAGAUAUUCCCCAUCUUGCUUGUCUCCGGUGCGACUUUGUUGCCUGAGACUCCAAGAUGGCUUGUUCUUCACGGAAAGGAUGAUAAAGCUAAGAAGUCAAUUGCGAGGGUCUUUGGACAGGAAGUAGUUGAUGAUCGGCUCAAUGAACUGCAAGAGGCACAUGAGCAAGAGGAGAAGGAUGGCAUGAUCAACCAAGCUCUGACAGGAUAUGGCGCUGUCUCAGUCUACGGUCCACAGAUCUUCGAACUCCUCGGCUUUGAAACAACAAAAGCCGAACUCAUCACUAUGGGCAACUACCUCUUCUACCUAGGCAUGAUGACCUUCGCCUGGAUCCUAAUCGACAGGAAAGGCCGCCGCUUCCUCCUCGUCCGCGGCGCAACCUGGCUCGCCAUCUCCUUCGCCGUCCUCUGCGUCCUCGGCGGUCUAGCCAUGAACAAAGAUAGAUUCAACAUCCCGCUCCUCGCAACCGGCAUCCCAGGAAUCAUCGUCCUCUACUUCGCCACCGCCAUCUUCGGCAUCGGCUGGCUUGUCCCACCCUGGCUCGUACCCACCGAGAUCUUCCCGUCCUCGGCUCGUGCUCAGGGCUCGGCGAUCUCAGUCGUGGUGUGGGGUCUUGCGAACUUCGCUGUCACGCUGUUGACGCCGAUUCUGUUUAAUAACCUGGAUUACUGGCUUUUCCUCAUCUUUGCGGCUACGAAUACUGUUGCUGGUGUUACGACUUAUCUCUAUUGUCCGGAGAGUGGUACUAGGACUUUCGAGGAGAAUCAGGAUUUCUUUAAGACUGCGGCUGAUGAAGGGAGCUGGAAUGUACUAAGGGUGGAUAAGGGCAAGUUUCGGGGUUUGCCCGAGAAGCAGGAUGAUGAGGAAGGGAAUGGGCAGGAUCAGCAGAAUGGGAAGAACAAUGACGAGAGAGAACCUUUGCUUGCGAGGUCAGGUUGA
Messenger RNA from Lithohypha guttulata, 1500 nucleotides. RefSeq lists its product as uncharacterized. Gene Ontology annotation, cellular component: membrane. Gene Ontology annotation, biological process: transmembrane transport; carbohydrate transport. The record is from RefSeq and is a predicted model, not a curated record. The coding region runs from base 1 to 1500 and encodes 499 amino acids. The transcript is spliced from 3 exons. Lineage: Eukaryota; Fungi; Ascomycota; Eurotiomycetes; Chaetothyriales; Trichomeriaceae. Gene Ontology annotation, molecular function: carbohydrate:proton symporter activity.